AUUGUGAGUCAAGCAGAGUUAUGUCGUACAGUCACUCAUCAGAUCGCUUCGCCUCAUCCAUGCCGAACGGUACCUGGAAGCAAUAAAAGGAUUGAAUUCUGGCCUGAGCUGGUCGCUUACCGGUAGCCCGGGGAAAUACCCAAUGGAACAGCCUCAUCCUUUCGACAGCAUCUCAUUAUUGCGUCGACGCGUCGACGAUACUAGUAUCCGUAAGAGAUUGUAACAUUGUAACCACCGCUGCUGUUGGUGCCAUACCGCUGGUUAUUCGUCCAUCCCACAGGAUCGCUCUUGCUGAAUCGAAUCGAAAUCUUCAUUACCAGUAUCCCUCUCUUCUUUUUGGUACCAGUAAUAACAAGCUCGCUUCGAAGCACCCUUAAUCUCACAAAGCGACGACACCAUGGUUCAGUGCUUGAUUAAAAAAACGUUGCUGAAGAGAAAACUAAAGAAACAGACCAAGUCGUUCGAGACCAUGGGGUCAUCGUCUAGGUCUGAUACCGGUAGAUCACCUGUACCCGAAGAUGAAGAGGAUUCCUACAAGGAUCGCCCAAAAGCACCAUCCAUCCAGAGGCAGGUGUCAGUUACCAAAUUGGUGUCCGGCUUGGCACCUCAAGAAGACCAGCCCGUCAUGCUUCAUCAUCACCACCACGAAGAAGAUGUUCCUGACAUGAUCGGAGGCGAUGAUGAGUGCAAACAAGAAGAAGAGUCUCAAGUGACAAGGCAUGACUCAUUCAGCUCAAUUGACUCGUUAUCUGAGGAGGAACGUUGUACCCUUCUCUUCACAGAACCAGAUGAUUAUGGGCAGAGGCAUCCCAUUGAAACCCCACAACUAAUUAUCUCCAAAUUGAGAUCUUUUGAGUACCAGUUGGUGCUCAUACCACACCACAAGAAGACCUGUCUUAAGAAGGCCAUGAAGAAUUGCCCGGAGCUUUUGACAGACAAAUUCAAGCUAAUGUUUCUUCGCUGUGAGUGCUUCAAUGAAGUGAAGGCAGCCAAGCGGUAUGCCAAGUACUGGGAGAAACGAGUGGAAGUAUUUGGGCCGGAAAAGGCAUUCCAACCUUUGACACUAGACAAAGCUCUAUGUGACGAUGGUUUUGCUCUGUCCCACGACUUUCCUAUGCUCUCUCCUGUGAAGCACCCCUCGGGCAGAAACAUUUUGUUUGCUGACCCCAGCACGCAAAACAUUGGUGCCUACACAACACAAAGCAUGAUUCGUGCUGUCUGGUACAUGUUCCAUGCAGCAUUAGAAGAUGAGGAGACUCAGAAGAAGGGUUUGGUAUUCGUGGGUGAUUGUAGGUAUAUCAGGCUCUCACUCUUUGAUAAGGAGUUUGCACGGGUCACUGCAUUGAGUGUUGCAGGGUGCCUCCCAGUGCGACUCUCUGGUAUCCAUGGAUACUAUCCUCCGAAGGUUUUCUUUAUUAUCUUGCCAUUCCUAAAGUUUUUCCUGGGGGAGCGCUUGCGAGAGCGAAUUCGCCUCCAUGGAGGUGAAAACAUGGAAAAGGUCCGUGCAGGAAUGGCCAAGUAUGGCUUAGUUGAGAGGGUUCUUCCCACAAAUGUUGGUGGUGAAGUCGAGCUCUCCCAUGAAUCUUGGUUGCAAGAAAGGCGGCUUGCUGGACUCUAAGGCUGUUUGCCUGAAAUGGGUGGAAAAGCACUCCACGACUUUCAAGCUGUGCUCAAACUCACGUACUGGGCUUUCUCGACAUAUGCUCUUUUAUCGCUUGUGGUGCGAUGAUGUACACGCAAUCUAGUACCGGGAGGUAGCUGUCUCAACUAAACUAGCUAGACUAGCUAUCUAGAUAACAUAAAAAAUGCUAGCCUCUA
Seminavis robusta is the source of this 1818-nucleotide messenger RNA. The record is from the annotation of a GenBank genome assembly. NCBI's taxonomy places the organism in Eukaryota, Bacillariophyta, Bacillariophyceae, Naviculales, Naviculaceae.